GUACCUUUUCGUGCUGGCAGCCGGUCUUGUUGGCCAUGGUCUUUUUUCCGGAAGCAGCGACAGUUGGAAGAGCAGCUCUGUACUAAUUAUAACGGGGGCCUAUGCGGCGCGGUCGCGGGGUAGUUCACCAGAAGUUGGAUUUGCACCUGCUCCAGAGGGGACCACGACUGAAGCCGGACACGAAGUGGACGAGGGUGAAGCAUAUUCUGACGGCAUGGUGGUCCCAUAUCGUGGCUCUGAAUUGGUCCUCGGCGCGAAAAAAGUACAGCAACGCGUCCGGAAGAGGACGAACAAGACCCGCGGGAUGAAGAGUUGCAGUGCAUCAGCAAAAAAGCCCGGAAAAGUCGC
Molecule: messenger RNA, 348 nt
Organism: Amoebophrya sp. A120
Lineage: Eukaryota; Dinophyceae; Syndiniales; Amoebophryaceae
Source: the annotation of a GenBank genome assembly